Molecule: messenger RNA, 3360 nt
Organism: Rhodotorula toruloides NP11
Lineage: Eukaryota; Fungi; Basidiomycota; Microbotryomycetes; Sporidiobolales; Sporidiobolaceae
Product: RING finger protein 44
Exons: 5
Coding region: 1-3360 (1119 amino acids)
Source: RefSeq, a predicted model, not a curated record
AUGGCAACUCCACCGCUCUUACCACACAGCGGGCCAGCCUGGACCCGCAAACAGCAGCAGACGGCAUGGUCUGACAAUCCUCCUGCCUCGACACCGACACCGCCAACUGCCUCGUCUUCGCCACGCAAGACGCCGAGAACGAGACCCGCACGGUCACCGUACGGAGUCGGCGGUCCUGCGUUCGCCAAUUCGGCACCGCUCAUCGCCGCGUCUCUCAGUGGAGCAGGAUCAGGAUCCGUCUCGACUCUCUCGCUUCCAGCACAAACGACGACCCAGGAUGCGCCGUACUUGACGCACAUCCACCGGCACCACGGGCAGCUGACGCUUGUCGCGCCGGACAACUUGGGUGCGCGAAGACAGCCUGGGACGGUGGAUCCGCCCGAAAGACGAGUCGACGCAGGCGGAGGAUGGGGGAUCUCGCCGCCUCCGAUAGUGGAGGACGAAAGUGCCGAACCGAAUGUCAUGAAGAAGAAGAAGCGGAAGAAGAAGAGUGCGCUGGAGCAACGACGGGAAAAGGAGGAGCGCGAGAAGCGCGAGAGGGAUAUCCUCAGCGCGGUGCAGAAUGCUGGGCGGACGCCGAGUCCGAAUCGGGCGUCCGCAUUCGAUUCGGAAGCGGUCAGGUCGGCCCAGAUGGGACGGACAACGAGCGGGAGGUCGCUCGAAGUGCCGGGACAGCAGGAGAUGGGCAGGCGAAGGAGGAGUCGGUCGCGUGUCCGGGAAGGAGAGUCGCGGAGCGUCGAAUCGUCGACUCCCGCUCGACAUCCGCGAGGUCCGCGUCCGCCGCCUGCUCCGGCAGUCGCGCGUGCACAGUCAGCCGACAACGUGCAACAGGCGACGACUUCUGUACCGAGACCAUCCCGCCCGCCUGCCGAACAACGCAAUCCUCCCCGCCGACCUCGACCUUCUCCCGCCGCCGCUGCUCCCCCAAUAUCCCCGCCCGCUUCAUCCGCCACUGCUCCACAGCCUACUCCGCCACCCAUACCGGUCCUCCCGCCCCUCACAUUUUCCUCCAUCGAUGACUCCUCACUCGACGACCAUCUCUCGCUCGGCCUGCUCGACCCGUCAAUGCUGCUCAUGUCUCCUCCGCCCGCGUACACCGGUCGCGGCGAAGGCGGUGAGCUUCCUCCUUUGCCGAGCCUGGGGAGUGCAGCGCUCGGAGGCAGAGAGGCAAGAAGGCGGGGUGAGCGGUACUCGAUGGCUCCGCCUGGCUCUCCCCCGCCCUCCGCACUCGCUCUCUCCCUCCCGCCUCCGCCUCCCACCUCGCUGCCCCCUCCAUCUCUCCCUCCUCCACCAAUCACCUCCCCCUCCUCCUCCUCCUCCGAAGCGUCCCUCUCCGACGCAGAAAACGACAACGACACCGACUCGUUCAUCCUCCACUCUUCCGACCCACUCGUACUCGCUUGGGAAGCGGAUCGGAGUGCGGGGAUCUAUUCGCUUGAUGAGAGGAUUGAGAGGGAUUUGGAGAGGAGACGGAGGGCGGCGAGGGGGUCGCCUAUUGAGGGGGGUGCGAGGGAGGAUGUCGGGGCGUCGAGUGCGGCAGCGACGAGUGCGUCAUCUUCUGCGGGAGUACCUGCCGGCGCAGAUGCCGACGCCGGUGCGGACGUCGAAGCCGAAGCAGACGCCGAAGACGACCCGACCGCGCUCGCCCUCCUCCGUCGGCGCAUCGCCCUCGCCGAGCGUGAGAACAACUCUCGAGGUGUUGUGCGAGCUCUGAGCGUGCAUGCGACGAGGAGUAUGAGGAGGGCUGGAAGGGCGGCGAGGGAGCGGAGGGGACGGGGGGCGAGUUUGGGAGGGGCGGCGGGGUUGGGGGAGGUGAGGGAGGAGGAUGGGGCGGGGGCGGUGGAGGAGACGCGAACUGCGGAGGAAGCGAGACCCCCUGCGCCUGCUCAGAAAACGCCUUCGCUCCCGCCCGCGCCCGCCGCUGCGACACGUUCUUCGCCCUCUCCAGCUUCCGUUGAAACCGAACCCGAACCCGAUUCAGAGUCGGAUGCCGAAACCUCCGCACCAGCGGCGUCUGCUCGUCCAUCUCGCACCUUGACGCUUCAGGGUCAUCGGAUGUUGGCGGAAGCAGCGGAGAGGCGGAUGGCGGCGGAACGGGCGGCGCGCGCGAGGGCGGCGCAGACUGCGAAUCCAGCAUCUGCGAUCCCUGCAGAGGCAGUACGGGUGACGGAAGGGAAGAGCGAAGCGGAGGCGCCGCCGCGGAGUGAGGUCUACGAGCGGCUGUUUCCAGUCCGACCAGGUCUCUUCGGUGCCUCGUCAGCACGCCCGGCCCAGCAGACGUCAACGUUGACGGUAACGGCUGCGACUAGCGAGUCCUCGACCGCCGCGCCUGUACCGCCGCCCAAAUCACGCCCCCCUCCGCCUCCUCCGCCUCGUUCGCGCCCCUCUUCAGCUCGCAACAGCCUCGAGCGAUCUAUCGACCCUUCCUUCGCUGCACCCUCCCCUGCGCCUUCUACCGAACCGGCUCGCACUCCUUCUUUCCGCCGACCUCCUCCGCCUCCUCCACCCGGCGCGUCCGCAAUCCUCGCGGCUCGCCGCGCCUCGCUGCCUCCGACACAGCCUACUCUUCCCGCGCCCCCCGCUUCAACCGCCGAGCCCGUUCGACGAAGACCCUUACCGGUUCCGCCUGCGCCACUCGCCGAAGAUAGGCUCGAUGCGUUCACAGCGCUGAGGAUGGCGCACGGCGAGCUCCCCUCAUCGCCUCGACUUCCGCCGUCGAACGAUGGCCGGGCGACGCCUCGGGCUGCCACAUCGCCUCCGCCAAACGAGCCGCCGCCCGUGAACGAGGUCGAGCACCCAGGUCCCCCGCUUCCUCGUCGUCCACCUCGCCCCGCUCCAGCUUCGGUCUCCGUCUCGACCGCACAAGAACAGCCGGGUACGUUGGCGGAAGUGCCCGAGUUCAGCAUGUACACCGACCUCGACUUGCUGCUCGCCCGCCUCGAGGCGCAGGAGAACGGAAGCCCAGCGGCGGGCACGACCGAAGGGGCGGCGACGGAAGCCGCGCAAGGAGGCGAGAACUACGAUGACUUCCUCCUCCUCUCGGACGUUCUCGGCCAAGCAGUUCCGGCUGGCGCCUCACCCGCCGAACUCGAGUCGCUUACGGUCGCUCGAGUUGAAUGCGAGCGAAGGAGGGUCACGAAGAGCGGUAAGGUCAAGAGCAAACUGAGCGUUGUUGGUGUGCGGUGCGUCGAUUGUGCGAUCUGCCUGGCCCGCUUCAAAGUCGACCAAUUCGCCGUCGUCCUUCCCGACUUCCACGAGAACUGCAUCCGCAGCUGGUUCCGCCUCAGCCGUGUCUGCCCCGUCUGCCGCGCCGAAGUCUUCCCGCCGCGCCCGCCUCCAGCCGUCGACCUCCUCCAGUGA